Messenger RNA from Moneuplotes crassus, 1001 nucleotides. Lineage: Eukaryota; Ciliophora; Spirotrichea; Euplotida; Euplotidae. The record is from the annotation of a GenBank genome assembly.
UAAUUAGAAAACAGAGUAUGCCAAGGAAGAAACCUCAGAGUAAAAGGAAAGAUCAGAAGCCAAUACCUCAAGAAGGAACUGAUGACAAGGAUAAGAAGGCCUUAGAAAAGAAGCUGAAGAAAUGAAGCUAUGAGAAAGGGUAUAUUAAUCAAGAACUCUUUGCCUGCGAAACAUGAUAUAAGAAGAAAGAGGAUGAAGAAGUAAAUGAGCCAAACAAGUAUGGAAGAUCUGUAGAGCCAGCUGGAAUCUGCUUGUCCUGCCUCAUAGCCUGUCAUCAGGAUCAUGAGGUCUAUGAGAUCUGGAGAAAGAAUAACUUUAGAUGUGACUGAGGGAAUGCUAAAUUUAACUCAGAAUGUAGAUUGAACCCAGAUAAAGAUCCCUUGAAUAGUGAAAACUCCUAUGACCAUAAUUUUUAUGGGAGAUAUUGCCAUUGAGAUGAAAAAGACAAUGGUGAAGAUGAUCUGUACCAGUGCACUUACUGUGAAGACUGGUUCCAUCCAAAGUGAUUGAAGCCUGAUUUCACUGUCAAAUUAGCUUCUUCUGACAAAAAGGAGAAAGCCAAUUGGAGGAUUAUUUGCAGAAACUGUUGUAAAUAAACUAGAAAACUUUAAGUGAAAAUCUUCUAAAAACAAGCCAAACCUCGACACUAAAGAAGCAGUAGGCCAAAGUAAGUCCUCUGAAAGAGCAAGAAUCACUCGUAAAAGGAAGAGAGAUGAGCUCCUCUCUCAAGAAAAUUCUCAGCAAGAUCCGAAGCAAUCAAAAAUCCUUAUGCUCACUCUAGCAUAUCCAACCUUAAAGAGUCCAACUAGCUUUCCUUAUAGACUGCUGAGUAAUUUCUGGAAGAUACAUUACCCCCUUGGUAUCUCAGUAAUCUUCACAUUCUUCAGAGAGAUGGAACCUAAAGAUGCUCGAUUAAUAGUCCAAAUAGAGCAGUUCUCAUCUUCAAAAAAAUACAAUCAUACUUUAUAACUAUAGCAAGUUUACCCAAGAACCUGAGUUGU